Molecule: messenger RNA, 3205 nt
Organism: Formica exsecta
Lineage: Eukaryota; Metazoa; Arthropoda; Insecta; Hymenoptera; Formicidae
Product: ribosomal protein S6 kinase delta-1
Exons: 6
Coding region: 351-3035 (894 amino acids)
Biological process (GO): protein phosphorylation
Molecular function (GO): ATP binding; protein kinase activity; phosphatidylinositol binding
Source: RefSeq, a predicted model, not a curated record
UAUUGUCGCCAUGCAAGCAUUACUAAUACGCAUUCGCUUCUCGUUCGUUCCGCGAAAGAAGUGACAGGUGACAGUUUUCUGUCAUUUUUGCUUCGCUCCGAUUUUUAGCAUAAUUAUGAGAUGCUACUUUAAAUCGUAUAAAAAUGUGCAAACGGGUGUAAAAUAAUAUGUGCCUUUCAGGCGCAUUAAUAGAAAUAUUGUUCUACGCUUAUGAUAUGUGUGAUGAAACGAUGGAACUGAAAACAAAAAUGAUUUUACAUUAGUUUACAUUUUCCACACUCAUGACAGAUGAGAAAUCUCAAUAUUAUCAAAAUAUAGAAAAUUUUAUCGAUCAAUAUGUAAGUUAAGUAAUGGCACCUGCAAAAGACAAAUGGAUUAAACGUUUUAUAAUUACGGAAACAAGGCGGCAUAAGAAGGGCUUCACAAUUUACAAAAUUACAUCUAUGGUAUUUCUGAAAUCUUCUCACGAAGAAUUGUCAAAGGUAUCUGUAUGGAAACGUUACAAUGAUUUCAAAAAGCUUCACUCAGAGCUCAGUAGUUUGCACAAGCGUUUAGGAAUAAAAGAAGCCUUUCCAACUUUUCCCAAAUCAAAAUAUUUCGGCAGAUUUGAGGCCGAAGUUGUAGAAGAAAGAAAGAGAUACAUUUUGAAAUUUUUGGAAUUUGUAGGACGACAUUCGUACUUAUACUCAAGCGAUACUUUUAUAACAUUCUUUGAAACUAGUCAUGCGGAUAAUUAUGCUAGCUAUUGCGCGCAUUCCUUAUGCUCCGAUACAUCGGAGGAUGAUCUCAUCGCCCCUUUGAAUGAUUCUGCAUUUGCAAAUGAUACUACAGCACAAAACAAUCUUCAAGUGCUAUCAAAAACAUCUCGCAAUGUUUUGUCAAAUCCGUGUUCCGCAUUGCCAAAUAUUAAUUAUACCAACGAGAACGAAUUCGCAUCAUCUCAAAGAAAGAACGAAUCUCUUAGCGCUAUCAAUUUACAGAUUGUAAAUGUGAAAAAGGAAGAACAAAGUUAUAAAACGGAAAAGUCGCAUGCGCAAAAUACUAUUAGAAGAGAUUGCGAUGCAGAUAUUAGAAAUAAAAACUUUGACGAAAACAAUGUAACAACACUAAGCAAUGUGUCAGGAUUCUAUAAUGUCAACAAUAAUAUUAAAGAUUUUUCGAAUUGUAAUACGCGUUCCACGUGUUCAAUAUUACAGGAAAAAGUGAAUACUUCAUAUCAGACACAGACGGAUUUUACGCAAUAUCUGUUAGUAGCUGCUGCUCAUAUGAGCGCGGCCUUCAAGCAUGAAUCUAUAGCCGAAUACGAGGAAGCUUUCAUGCAGUACAAACUGGGAAUAUCGUGUCUUAUAAAUGGCGUGCAGUUUGAUCCCGAUAGUACAAGGGUACCAAGUAUAAAGGAUAAAAUAUCAAAGUAUUUAGUACGAGCUGAACAAUUAUAUAACAGGCAUUUAAAUUGUAAUAUCUCAAUAGUAAGCAAACCGGUAUCAGAGCUUCAAUAUUAUAAAGUACUUAAAGUAAUAAAGUUGGUGAUGCUCGUGAUGGAUAUCCGUGCGAAUUGUAACAGGAUAAUAAAAACUGUAGAAAGAUCUUCUGUUCACGAGGAUAAUAUAAGUGAUUAUAUAUUACGUGGGCAGGUACCAUGCAUGGUACAUUUAUACGCAUGCAUUGAAACUGAGACAACUAUAUUUCUGAUUCUGCAAUAUGCAAGUUGUGGAAAACUAUGGGAUUUUGUAAGACUACAUUACGAAGCAUCUGACUAUUUGCAUACUGAUGUGAUUUCAAAUCAUGUAUGUACAAAUAAACAUAUUAAUCAGGAUCUCCAUAACAAUGAAAGUAUUCACGAACCGAAUAAAGCAGAAGAAGUUGUAGAAAAUAAUAAACGGGGAAAGGAUCAUCAAUAUUCUAUAGAUGUCCUAAAUGAAAUCUAUAUGGAGGUGCCUACUGUACAAUUGUUAGAAAAAUCGCAAAAAUUGUUACAAUCCGUUAAUGCGACAUUGAGACAAAGCAAUUCCGUCGCAAAUCGGUUAAAUGAAUUUAAGGGAUCGAGACAUUCGAAAGAUGCACCAUCGAUGGACGCGAAAGCUAGAGUAUUUCAAGAAUCAGACUGUACAUUAUCUGAUAUUUAUUGCAAUAAGUCACCAAAUAAUAUUAAGAUAGAUGAUAUUAGUGUCGCUGAGAAUCUCUCAAUGAAAAGUUUCGCGGAGGACGAAGAUUCGAAAGGCGCUAAUUCUUUAUCGAUAAGCAAUAGCGAGAAUUCGAAUAUAUCGAAGAAUAUUCGCGAGUCUGUAUUAAAUGAAGAUUGCACAAUCCAUAAUUCACUUGCAAAUAAAGUCAAUGAUUCAUUUUAUAACAACUCUACUUCGAAUACUGUUUCAAUACAAAAUGUCUUGACCGAUAAUAUAAUAUACAUCUGUAAAAAUAAUAAUAUUAAAGAUACGAUCGAUCGGACAAUUUCGUCGAACGUUAACUCUAGUCUUGAUGAAAUACAAUAUUCGCAUUCGUGUAAAGAAAAUACUAUGGAUGAAGAAAAGAUACUUUGGAAAAUACCUGAAGCUGUAAUUCGAUCGUGGGCGGCUGAAAUACUUUUAGCUCUGGAGGCACUUCAUCAACAGAACGUCUUGAUUCUCGAUUUUAAACCUGAUAAUAUUCUUCUCGACGACGCAGGACAUGUGCGGCUCACUUAUAUUGUACCGCAACGCAAUGUGGAAUUGUCGAAGCUAACUCAUCCAUAUUCGUCGCCCGAAUCCACAAUGUAUUCUCCGACUAUUCUCGUUACAUCCGCUACAGACAUUUGGAGUUUUGGAGUUAUUUUGUAUGAACUACUUACUGGCAUUGCGUUUAUCGUCAAACAUCCGGGAUUAUUUCACUCACAUUCCACAGUUAACAUUCCUGGCAAGCUAUCAGAAAAUGCAAGAUCUUUGUUAUAUGGCAUACUGAAAUAUCAUCCGGAUGAACGAUUGACAAUAGAUGAAAUAAAACGUCAUCCGUUUUUCGCGGGAAUUGAUUGGUCCACUAUGGAUAAUUCUCAAACGUAAUACUUAUAUUAUUAGACAGUAAAUAAAUUUCGCAUAAUUGUUAAUAAAAUGUUGAAUAUGUAUCUAUUAUUAUAAAGAAGAUAUAAAUUCAUUUAUAUAUAAAAACUUUAUUUUAAUGUAAUACAAAUAAGUAGUUCUAAAAACAAAAAUAAAAAAUUAAUUUGAUCAAA